AGCUAUAAGAACCUCCAAGUCUUCAACUUUCUCCCAAUCCCAGACACCUCGAAGGGGCUCCAAGGAGGGAUCGGGAGGGAUUUUUUUUGGUUGGCGUUUUUUUUUUCCUCUUGGAUCCUGAUGCCAUCCCCCCUCCCCCCAAAGUGAGGUCCUCCCUCCCUCCCUCCCUCCCUCCUCCUCCUCCUUCUCCUCGCAGGCCAGCGAAGCAGCCGAUCAAGGGGGAGCUGGCGGGUUAGGUGCCCCCCUCUUCUCCCUGCCCUCCCCCCCCUCCCGGCCCGCUUCUCGCGUCUCCCCCCAGAGAUGAUGCAGCAGGACGAGUCAAACUCGCCAGUCUCCCCCGCCGACGACAGCUUGAGCAACAGCGAAGAGGAGCCGGACCGGCAGCAGCUGCCCAACAACAAGAGAGGGGGGCGCAAGCGGCGCUCCAGCCGCCGCAGCGCCGGCGGCGCCGUCGGGGCCGCGGACGAGCCCUGCAGCCCGGCCCAAGGCAAGCGGGGCAAGAAGUGCGGGUCGGGCGGGGGCGGCGGGGGCGGCGGCAGCAGCAGCGGCGGCGGCAGCCCCCAGUCGUACGAGGAGCUGCAGACCCAGCGGGUCAUGGCCAACGUGCGGGAGCGGCAGCGCACGCAGUCGCUGAACGAAGCCUUCGCCGCCCUGCGGAAGAUCAUCCCCACGCUGCCCUCGGACAAGCUGAGCAAGAUCCAGACCCUCAAGCUGGCGGCCAGGUACAUCGACUUCCUCUACCAGGUCUUACAGAGCGACGAGCUGGACUCCAAGAUGGCAAGCUGCAGCUAUGUGGCCCACGAGCGGCUCAGCUACGCCUUCUCGGUGUGGAGAAUGGAGGGCGCCUGGUCCAUGUCCGCAUCUCACUAGCAGGCGGCGUCCCCCACCCGCAUCCCCCCGGCAGGAGCCCUAGAUGACAUUGUUCCCACAGAAGGAGAAAAUGGACAAUCUAGAGACUCUGAAGUUGGAUACGAUUUUUUUGGUCUUGUCUAAAAAAAAAAUAUAUACCAAGGAUUUCUUGGAAAUUAGAAGAGCAAUAUCCAAAUUCAAAGCAGGGCGUGGGGAGCACUUAAGGAAAGAGAAAGAGACAAGGGCUUUGGACAGUGACUACCCUUUGGGCGUCGGUACAAUCCACACAUCUCUGCAUUCUGAUAGAAGUUUGAAUCGUUCGAUUUUUUUUUUUUUAUUUUGACGAAGAAUGUUGGAAUCUUUUUUUUUUAUUUGCCUUUUUUUUUUUUUUGCAUGCAUUCCCAAGAGGUCGUGCCUAUGAGCCACUGAUGAAAGGAAAUAGUUUAUUGUGGACUUUCUUCAUUCUUGAAUGAAACCAAACAACGAACCAAAAAUAUCCCUGUAGAGAUGAAAACCUUUUUUUUUUUUUUUUUUUUUAGGGGGGAAUAAGCUGGGGUCAAGCUGUUAUAUACCCGGUUCCUAACUUUUUUAUUAUUAUUAUUUUUCCUCUGAGAAAAAAAAUAAACAUUUUAUUUAUUUAUUGAUGACCCAUGUUAAAAUGCAAAUAGAUCCGGUGUCUAAAUGCAUUCCUAUUUUUAUGAUUGUUUUGUAAAUAUCAUUGUAUAUUAUU
Messenger RNA from Grus americana (Whooping crane), 1579 nucleotides. It is a transcript of the gene TWIST1, whose product is annotated as twist family bHLH transcription factor 1. Bases 301 to 870 code for a protein of 189 amino acids. The record is from RefSeq and is a predicted model, not a curated record. Gene Ontology annotation, biological process: regulation of transcription by RNA polymerase II; developmental process. The transcript has 2 exons. Gene Ontology annotation, molecular function: DNA-binding transcription factor activity, RNA polymerase II-specific; protein dimerization activity; RNA polymerase II transcription regulatory region sequence-specific DNA binding. NCBI's taxonomy places the organism in Eukaryota, Metazoa, Chordata, Aves, Gruiformes, Gruidae.